AUGGAAACACUACGUCGCGAGAUUUUGGAGUGUUUUGGUGUUUUGGAAGAAGCUCUUAUCGCAGAAUGUGCAAAAAUUUGUCAAAUGUUCAACUUGAGUGGAGAAGACCUCUUUUAUAAGUGGGAGGCAAUGAAUUUUGGGGUAUCCGGUCGACAACCAUUCGCAUCUGAUGUCAUUCCGGCUCUCAAAGCGAAGUGCCAGAGCGAUUUGGCCAAAGCGACCGUGAGGCAGAAAGUCAGAGUCAAUUUGACUGGACCUCUUUCACGAAAUCUCGGGAGCGGAAUUGGAAGACCGGGAAUACGGCUAGAUGCUCAACUCGGAAACAAGAUACCCGUAAAGCCCAGUGUACGCAGACAGGAUGGUUUCGAUAUGACGGCGAGCGAACAGAAAGCAUCUAUUGCAGGCUCGAGUAAAGUGAGGUUCAUUGGACCAAAAUCCGACAAAGUGCCGCAUGAACGACAUCAAUACCGGUACAUGUACGAGACGGUCUAUGAUCGAAGUACAGCGCUAGAUAGACGUAUAGACGACAUGGGACAACUAGUCAAAGAGCACUAUGGCAUUGAGGAUUUGUCUGAUCCUUCUGCUGCUACUGAAGAAAUUGUGACAGUAGUAGGCCGGAUCGUGCAUGACCUUGAAACCUCCGGAGGCGCGAAAUUGAAUGAAGCUUCUUUGGUUCUCGAGUCGUCGCGCCAGAUGGGUUCUGGUGUCAGAGUGUCUCUACGAUUCGAUCCAGCACUACAAAUUCGUCAAGCAAGACAAGGGGUUGGAAGCAUCGGAUUCUUCCCAGGUGCUAUUGUUGCGUGCAAAGGCAAGAAUGGUGGCGGCGGCUGGUUUCUCGUCACCGAGAUACUUACUUUGCCGCCACUUCCACCUAAUCCUGGAAUUGCCACAGGUGACAGCGCCGAUUCAUUCAGUAUAUGCGUCGCUUGUGGUCCAUUCACCCCCGACUCUGAUCUUAAUUUUAACUCCUGGAAAAAGUUGCUGGAUAAAGUCAAGGUGGAGAAGCCCACCGUAUUAUUACUUGUGGGGCCAUUCAUUGACGUCAAUCACCCAGUAGUGAAGAACGGUGAAAUGGAUAUUUCUGCGGCUGACAUGUUCCAUGAUAAAUUCCAGCUGCUGGACUUUCUAAAAUCAUCUCCAGAUAGCAUGGUAUUAAUUGUUCCUAGUGUGCGAGACGCGAUAAGCGAUCACGCAGUUUUACCACAGUGCGAACUCGGCUCAGGAUUUGCCCCCGAUCCUCGCGUUCUUAUGCUACCAAAUCCUUGCCGCUUUUCGUUAAACGGCUUGUCCUUCGCGAUCACCAGCGUAGAUGUCCUCUUCCACCUGCGCAAAGAGGAAUUCGUGAAACGCGCGCAAGAGGUUGAUCCUAUUCCCUCCGUCAGCAAAGAGGAACACGCCAAUGAUUUGAUGACGAACACAUGUCGUCACAUAUUGCAGCAACGAAGUUUCUACCCGUUAUUUCCGGCCCCUUACGAUCUUUCACAUGAGGUGAACCUCGAUGUAUCUCAUUCUGGCGGUCUUAAUAUCUGUACUGGUGGUGCUGAGGCUAGCUUCGCACCUGAUGUUCUGAUCACACCUAGUAGGCUCAAGCACUUCGUAAAGACAGUAGAUUCUUCUUUGGCAAUCAAUCCUUCAUCUGUAGCGAAGGGAACUUAUGCUAUGAUAACUUACACAAAUCCAGGAGAAGGUGUCUCUAUCAAUGAUUGCCCUAUUGGGACGACAAUCCCUACCACAGAAAGCUUAGCGUUAAAGUCUCGGGGUGCUGUUGAGCCCACUGACCCCCCUCUUCCUCCUCCGACAAGGACAGAGACUAGCUUGAAGCGAGAGGAAUGGAUGCUAAUGCCUUCACUCAGUUCUGUUGUGCCCGAAGUCCGCACUGUUUUGAAUGUGCCAACAGGCGAUGAGUUACUUACGGAAGACUAUGGCGAGCCGUCAAAAACAGCAGGGACAAUAAGCAGUACUGUCGAUUUCUUCUCUACUCUUGGCACAGAAUACAAAAAGAAGCCCCCGCCGGACCGACCUGACCCUGAUAAGCUUCACGUCAGCCACAGAGAGCUCAACAUGGGACUCAAGGAGGGCAAACACCUGGACGAAAUCCCCCAGAUCACCCCUAAAGCUAAUAUUCCUGGUGGACCUGGCUCGCAGUGGCGGAUGAUGAAGCUGAGGCGAGUGAAUGAACAAGCAGAGGAGGAAGGCAAGUCAGUGGAGGAUGUUGCGCUCGAUCGGUUUGAGUCUAUGGAAGCAUUCCAUGAAGCACAAGAAGAGCGGCGUAUCCUCGAUGAGAGGGAAGGUAGACGCGCGGGUCGAGGUGGAGAGCGGAAGGAGAAGGGUAAAGAACCGGAAGGUGGGAGGCGCUUCAUGUUCACUGACAUCGGUGGCAGCGCGCUGUCUAGUCAAAGCUCUUCGUUCCGGCGUCCAGGUCUAGGAGCGAAUACACCGUCGACGCCGACACCAGAGCCUCGUCCAAGGAGCAAACGAUUUGAUUCACUGCAACUCUCUUCACAAAAAGGAUCACCCCAAGCACUAUCUCACUCUCCCAUCCCGACCGCAGUGACGCCAUCGGUGUCGUAUAUGAGCUCGAAAUCUCGUGCUCUGUCGCCUUCUUCGUUAAACAAGUUGCAAGCGAAGGUGUUACGAGCGAAACUCAUGAGCGCGCCUGACGCUGAGAAGCUGGAGAAAGAAUAUGAGGAAGAGGUACAUAAGGCCCAUGGAAGCAGAACAGGUGAUGACAGCGUUCGAACGAAGGUUGAAGUAUUACCGACACUCGAUGCGCGCGGGCGGCUAUAUGACUUGGGACGAGGUACAGGGGAUGACACUCUUCCUUACGGAAAUCGCAAGAAGAAAGAUAACGUCGAGACUCGAGAUCCUAAGACGGGUGAAAUUGUUCGCUAUAAUGCGGAUGACGACUCUAUUACGCUGGGUGAAAUGCUUCGACAGGAGAGGAUGGGCGCAGGUCCAGCAGACCAGAAGAAUCUGGAUGCGGAGUUCGCUCGCCAGAUAAUGUCGGACGGCAAAUUUGAGAAUGAUUUGGAAUAUAUGGAUGACAACGCUGAAAAAUUAGGCAGGAAAAAGAUGCGAUCUGACGCUAUGAAACGGCAAUUUGCUAUCAAUGAUUAUAAGCGGACACAAAAAGUCCUGGCUACAUGUCCAUUUUGUUAUAGCGAGGACGACUCUUUGCCUAGGUCCCCUAUGAUUGCACUUGGAACCCGUGUCUACCUCUCUUGCACGCUCACAGACGAGCUCGUACCGGGUCACUGUCUCAUCGUUCCUAUUCAACAUCAUCUUACGAUGCUGGAAGGCGAUGAUGACGUUUGGGAUGAAGUUCGGAACUUCAUGAAGUGCCUCAUGAGAAUGUUUGCAGAGGAAGACCAAGGUGUCAUUUUUUAUGAGACCGUUAUCUCGCUCAAGCGGCAGAAACACACAGUGAUCGAGUGCGUGCCCCUACCGUGGGCGCAGUUUGAAGUAAUUCCAGGAUAUUUCAAGGAAUCUAUACUUGCAUCGGAGACAGAGUGGGCUCAGCAUAAAAAAUUGAUCAACUUCUCCAGACCGGGUGGUUUCCGUAGGGCAAUGGUACCCAAUCUGCCUUAUUUUAUGGUCCAAUUUGAUUAUAAGGGCGAGAAAGGCUACGGGCAUGUUAUUGAGGGCACGGAGGAAGCAGCAGGCAACGGUGAUGAUCCCGAGGGCGACAUUGACGAAGGGGAGAAAGGUGGAGGCGAAUUUCCUUGGUACUUUGCGGGAGAGAUCAUUGGCAAUCUUCUUGAAUUGGAGCCUCGUCGGUGGCGACGGCCCAGACGGGUAGAUUUUCAUCAAAACAAAGACCGUGUGGCACGAUUCAGAAGGAAGUAUGAUCAAUUUGACUGGACAGGUCUGCUAGGACGGUCUUAG
Messenger RNA from Fibroporia radiculosa, 3885 nucleotides. RefSeq lists its product as uncharacterized. Gene Ontology annotation, biological process: DNA replication; mRNA splicing, via spliceosome. The record is from RefSeq and is a predicted model, not a curated record. Gene Ontology annotation, molecular function: DNA binding. NCBI's taxonomy places the organism in Eukaryota, Fungi, Basidiomycota, Agaricomycetes, Polyporales, Fibroporiaceae. Gene Ontology annotation, cellular component: post-mRNA release spliceosomal complex. The coding region runs from base 1 to 3885 and encodes 1294 amino acids. The transcript is spliced from 18 exons.